Molecule: messenger RNA, 3524 nt
Organism: Synchiropus splendidus (mandarinfish)
Lineage: Eukaryota; Metazoa; Chordata; Actinopteri; Syngnathiformes; Callionymidae
Gene: ssx2ipa
Product: synovial sarcoma, X breakpoint 2 interacting protein a
Exons: 13
Coding region: 1503-3275 (590 amino acids)
Source: RefSeq, a predicted model, not a curated record
ACAGCAGCAGCGAGCCCAGUAACAGCGGGGGAUGGUUCGAUUCCCUCGCUGGAUUAUUAGUGUUGAGCAACACAAUCGGCUGCAGCUGCGGCGCUGACUCGUCGCGCACCCGCGCUCCUCCGCCGUCACUCACCCGGCUCUCCACUGGUCCACACAGCGCCUGGCUUCGGACGGACCCGCCCGGGACUUCACCUGCAGGGCUCCUCGGAGGCGGAAGCGGGGCUCGUUGACCCAGGAGCGACGGCCAGGUGAGUGUGGCAGGUUUGCUAACAUGCUAACACCUGGAGCUAAACGCUAACUCCGCAGGAUCACUCCAAGGAGAUUUAAUGUGCGAGACUAACGGCAACAUUAAGCGCAUGUAACCUCCGUUUUACACGCGGAAUUCCACAUGGAAGCCGAUAUAACCAGCCAAGAUGCUUUCACGUCAGAUAUCAUGAUGAAAAGUUACAUGACAAGAGUUCAACUUGAUUCAAACAUGCGCUCUUGAACAAGGUUUACGGUACCGAAGUGGCGUCAUUACACUUCACUAUGAAAGGAAAGGUACAUUUCGCGUGUUUGGUUGUUGAACGCAGAUGUUUUGUCAGUGUCUUUCCACUGCUUGUUUUUGAAGAUAAGCUUUCGAGCUGCUGCGAGUGAAAGAUAAGUUUGUAUCGACUUAGUUACUGCAAACAGUUUUGAAACAGGUAAAAGUUUUUUUUUUCAUUUAAAAAGCCUCACUCUCCUCUCUGUACGUAGAAUACUCGGAAUAACACCGCUAAAACAUCAGCUGACAUUUACGUUAUUGCUAUUAUUACAACGUUUCAGGGCAAAUCCGCCAUAGUUUUGUCAAAGAUACAAGGUACAGGACCGUAGUUAUUGUAUAGUUCUGUAUAGUGUGUGUGUUUAUGUCCAGUGUUCUCCAACACAGCCAGUUCUUACUGAGUUUGUGCAAAUGUGUCCGUCAUGAUGUUUAAGUAUGACGUCAGAACUAAAGCGUGUGUUCAAACGGAACUCUAUGAUGGACCAUAAACAAGUGGCGCUGACUCACUGUUGCUCUCCAGUGGCUUCUGUACUGUCUUGUACAGUCAUUUUGAAUGAAAUGUAAAGGAUGAAAUCUGCCGUGUCGUGGCGUGCCGUUCGUGCAGGCACGUGAUCGCACGCAGAAGACCCUGCUCGGAGAAUGUUCUUGACAUUUACUGCAGUGAACUCCGUGGACUUGUGGGAGUGGCCAGUCCUUGGCUGGUAAAACACGUUUCACAAGACUCGGCUGCUGCGUGUUUUUCUAUACAGUGCUUGUUGAUUUGGGAUCAUCUCACCCCUCUGCAAUCUAGACAGCAGGAGGUCAAGUUAAAGCCCACCCUCGCCGGGGUGGGUGCACAUCUGCUUUUAAUCCGGGGUGAAGCUUUGGCUGAGAUUAUCUCCUGGUCUGAUGCUGUGCUCCAGCGAUUGUCUGCCCGGCUGCUAAUCCAUCCGGUGGUUGGAGCCUCAUGCGCCUGGCAACCGGUGCCUGAUGCUCCGGUGACAUGGGCGAGUGGUGGAACCACGUGCCAAUGGAGACCUCUGUGGGGAACUAUGAGAUCUCCAGCAUUUCCCACAUGUCGCCCUCCAGACAGAACCACCCUCCUCCGCCUCUGUCUAAGAGCUCUUACAAUGUGAUCACGGUCUUUUGCACCGACGACAACGUACCUCAGUGCAUCUCCUACAUCAACCAGGAGCUCUGCUCUCUGGGACUUCCCAUGAGUAUCCAGGCCAGUGCUCCGGGCGCUCCUGGUGUGAGCUCGGCGCCGGCCCUCAACGCCAUGUUUGAACUCCUCAAGCUCCACCGGCGCGACAUGGGAACGUUGGAGGACUUGGAAAAGGAACAUCACAAGAAGAGCAGCACCUUGGAGCACGUGCAGAUGAGCAACUCCAGACUGAUGGAUCAGUUGGAGUUGUCCAUGCGGGAGAAGUCGGGUCUGCAUGAGACGGAGAGGCAGCUGCAGCUGAAGAUCAAGACUCUGCAGAGCUGCCUGAAAACGGAAAAGGACGAGGUCCAGAAGCUCCAGAACAUCAUCGCCAGCCGGGCCACCCAAUACAGUCACGACGCCAAGAGACGAGAGCGAGAAUCUGCCAAGCUCAAAGAACGUCUGAGCCAGCUGCUGAUCGACAGGAAGGACAAGCGGCUGGCCAUCGACGUGCUGAACUGCCUGGGCCGGGCCGACGGCAAGCGCAGCCAGUGGAAAACCACCAAAGCUGCUGUCAGCCACGAGGGUCACAUGUACAAGUCCAUGCUUGGCGACUAUGAGGAACGCCAGCGCGCGCUGAUGUUGGAAAAUGUGGAGCUGAAGAAAGUGCUGCAGCUGAUGAAGAGAGAGAUGAAUCACAUCCUCAGUCCUCCACCGUCGUCCAACAAAGCAGCGUCGGUGGAGAGCAGCCAGGAGCAGGUGGAGUCGGAUGGAGAGGAGAAGCUCGGCGACUCCAGCAGGGAAAUGCUGGACAAGUCCUGCGAACAAGCUCGAGAGCAGCUGACCAACAGCAUCCGGCAGCAGUGGAGGAAGCUGAGGACCCACGUGGAGAAACUGGACACUCAAGCCUGUCAAGACGUGAUUCCGAGAGAGACGCACGAGGACGAGAUGGAGAGGAUGAGGAGGGAAGUGCAGCAGUGCAGGGAGUUCAUUCACACUCAGCAGCAGCUACUGCAGCAACAGCUCCACGCCUCGUUUGACGACGACACUGCGUCGCUGCUGAACGGCUGCUACACCCUGGAGGAGAAGGAGCGGCUCAACGAAGAGUGGAGGCUCUUUGAGGAGCAGAAGAGGAAUUUCGAGAGGGAGCGGAGGAACUUCACGGAGGCAGCCAUCCGACUGGGCCGAGAGAAAAAGGCUUUCGAGGAGGACCGGGCCUCCUGGCUGAAGAGUCAGUUCCUGAACAUGACGCCUUUUCUGGACCGCCGCAGGUGCUCGGUGGCUGACGGACACAGCGCCUUAUCCAUCAAGAGUGAGCCGGAGGUCCGGAUGUCGUCCAAAAAAGCGGCUCCAGCCAAGUCCUCUGCCUUCACUACCUUCUCAACCCCCAAAGUUUCUCAGACGCCUGCUGUGCCGUCCACGGCGGAGCUGUACCGCACUCUGCGCUUGGUUCCAGACGGCAGCUCGUCCAGGCAUGCAGGCAGAGGCCGCUGGCAGGAGAGCCACCCCGCGGACGACGACGACGACAACGGCGGCGGCAGCGCAGCACCGACAGCCAAGUCCAUGAACCGACUUCGCUGCAGCAACUUGAGCGUCUUCACUUUGGGAGAAGAUGAAAACGGCCUCACUUGAGACCCUCCACUGCCCCUGCUCAUCUCAGAAUCAGACUUUUCAAACUGAUCAAAACAAAACGCACUUUAUUGAUCUGACUUUUUUAUAUAUGUUCCAUAUGGUAUGUCAGAGGCGAGUCAUCUAUUUAUCUGGAUGUCUGUGGAACACAAGACUUGAUUCCGCUCCUUCUCACUUUAAGUAGUGCAAUAUGUAUUCGUUUCUUUUUCACUGAAGAAAAAGCACAAUAAAGGUAUUUUUUAUUAAACUGAA